This is a messenger RNA of Benincasa hispida (wax gourd), 996 nucleotides long. RefSeq names its product NDR1/HIN1-like protein 26. Gene Ontology annotation, cellular component: plasmodesma; plasma membrane. The record is from RefSeq and is a predicted model, not a curated record. Gene Ontology annotation, biological process: defense response to other organism. NCBI's taxonomy places the organism in Eukaryota, Viridiplantae, Streptophyta, Magnoliopsida, Cucurbitales, Cucurbitaceae.
UCACUACUUAACCACCCCCACAAAUUCACUCUGUUCUGAUCUGUUCAUAUUAACCUAUCAAAACAUUAAAAUUUUUGUUAUAGCCUUGAAAAAUGAGUAGUCCCAGCCAGUUGCCCGUACAUCACACGAACACGCCAGAGCAGCGCCCAACCAAGCACCAUCACUCAGCGCGUUACUACGCGCACCGUGUCAAGGAGAGCAUCACCACGCGUGUCUCAAAGCUCAUAUGCGCUAUUUUCUUGAGUCUAUUGUUGAUCAUAGGCAUCAUAACGUUUAUAUUGUGGCUGAGUUUACGGCCCCACCGCCCACGAUUUUUCAUCCACGAUUUUUCGGUUACGGGUUUGGCCCUAGAUAAUGGCUUCGAAAAUGCGCAAAUUGUCUUCAAUGUCACGGCCCGAAACUCCAAUCUCAACAUUGGGAUUUACUACGACUCUAUGUCCGGUUCGGUUUAUUAUAAGGACCAGAAACUUGGGUCCACGCCAUUGCUAGAUUCUUAUUACGAAGCGCCGAAGACUACUAAGGUGCUCACGGCGGCGCUGAGCGGAGAAACGUUGAACGUGGACAGGCAGCGGUGGAUGGAAAUAAGUAAUGAGCGGUCUAAGGGAGCCGUGGCUUUCCGGUUGGAGAUAUCGUCGACCAUCCGGUUCAAGAUAUCCGCGUGGGAUAGUAAGCGGCACGGUAUGCAUGCUAAUUGUGUCGUGUCGGUGGGCCCCGAUGGAAUGAUUUUGCCUUCUUCUAAGGAUAUCAGAUGUCCGGUUUACUUUACCUGAUUUUAAUGUCUUUUUUUUUUCUUUUAAGAAAACUAUUUUUAAUAUUAGAUUUGUUGGAUUAACUGUUCGUGUGAUUUGCUAAUCGAGAAUUUUAAAACGUACUUUAAUUUUAUCAUUGUCUUAGUGUGUUUAAUGAAGUUUAAUUUCUUUUUUUUUUUUAUUCAUUGAUUGCGAUAAACCCUAAAGUUGGGCAUUGUUGCAAAUUGAAUACUAUCUGGUUAACCUA